GUGGGGGAGAGGGAAACACGCCGCUCCUGCCCAGUGAGCGUGCGUGUCCCGGAGCCAGCUCCCCCAGAGCACAUGCCAUUUCUGGCCCCUGAAGGGGUUAAAGGCCUCCUGGAGUCAAAAUCAAGCAGGUGUCCCACCGUGCCAGAUACGCCGCCUAAACUGCUUCCAGCUUUCUCUCCUUCUGCGAAAGUCUGUGGUCAGCCGGGACAGAGGAGCCGCAGCCGGCCUGUGACAGGCAUCAGGUUAGCUCGCUCCCACGCGGGGGGCGCCCAGGGUAUAAAUCCCGGCCGGGCCCCUGCUGGGGCUCCCCUCCCCGCUCUCUCAGGAGAGAGGGCUUCCUUGCAAAGACCUUUCUUUCCUCUGAAGCCGCACAACUCAGCGGGCUCCACUGCUCGCUGGAGGCGGCCUGGGCAGCCGCAGCCUGACCAGCAGCAAGGACGCCUGCUGGGGGUGGGGGUGAGGGCAGGUGUCUGCAGCCCCGAGAGGGAGAAGGCGCCGGUGGGUCCAGCCCCUGGCAGCGUCCCAGGGAGGCCUCUGGCCGCCGCAGACCGCACCAUGUGGGCCCUGGGAGGCCGCCGGUUCUGCUCCCGCUGGGGGCGGGUGGCGGUGCUGCUGCUCCUGCUCGGGGUGCCCCCGAGAGGCCUGGCACUGCCACCCAUCCGUUAUUCCCACGCUGGCAUCUGCCCCAACGACAUGAACCCCAACCUCUGGGUGGAUGCCCAGAGCACCUGCAAGCGGGAGUGUGAGACGGACCAGGAAUGUGAGACCUACGAGAAGUGCUGCCCCAACGUGUGUGGGACCAAGAGCUGCGUGGCCGCCCGCUACAUGGACGUGAAGGGGAAGAAGGGCCCGGUGGGCAUGCCCCAGGAGGCCACGUGCGACCACUUCAUGUGCCUGCAGCAGGGCUCCGAGUGCGACAUCUGGGACGGCCAGCCCGUGUGCAAGUGCAGAGACCGCUGCGAGAAGGAGCCCAGCUUCACCUGCGCCUCGGACGGCCUCACCUACUACAACCGCUGCUACAUGGACGCGGAGGCCUGCUCCAAGGGCAUCACGCUGGCCGUGGUCACCUGCCGCUAUCACUUCACCUGGCCCAACACCAGCCCCCCGCUGCCCGAGACCACGGUGCCGCCCACCACCGCCCCCCCGGAGACCCCCGGGCGGGACGCGGCGGCCCCCGCGCUGCUCACCCACCCCGCGCACCAGUCGGUGACCGUGGGCGAGACCGUGAGCUUCCUCUGCGAGGUGGUGGGCCGGCCCCGGCCGGACGUCACCUGGGAGAAGCAGCUGGAGGACCGGGAGAACGUGGUCAUGCGGCCCAACCACGUGCGCGGCAACGUGGUGGUCACCAACAUCGGCCAGCUGGUCAUCUACAACGCCCAGCUGCAGGACGCGGGCAUCUACACCUGCACGGCCCGCAACGCCGCCGGCGUCCUGCGCGCCGACUUCCCGCUGUCGGUGGUCCGGGGGGGCCAGGCGGCGGCCACGGCCGAGGACAGCGGCCCCAACGGCACGGCCUUCCCGGCGGCCGAGUGCCUGCAGCCCCCCGACAGCGAGGACUGCGGCGAGGAGCAGACCGGCUGGCACUUCGACGCCCAGGCCAACAACUGCCUCACCUUCACCUUCGGCCACUGCCACCGCAACCGCAACCACUUCGAGACGUACGCGGCCUGCGCGCGGGCCUGCAUGACGGGGCCGCUGGCCGCCUGCAGCCUGCCCGCCCUGCAGGGGCCCUGCAAGGCCUACGCCCCCCGCUGGGCCUACAACCGCCAGGCGGGCCAGUGCCAGUCCUUCGUCUACGGCGGCUGCGAGGGCAACGGCAACAACUUCGAGAGCCGCGAGGCCUGCGAGGAGUCCUGCCCCUUCCCGUGGGGCGGCCAGCGCUGCCAGGCCUGCAAGCCCCGGCAGAAGCUCGUGACCAGCUUCUGCCGGAGCGACUUCGUCAUCUUGGGCCGCGUGUCCGAGCUGACCGAGGAGCCCGACGCGGGCCGCGCCCUGGUGACCGUGGACGAGGUCCUGAAGGACGAGAAGAUGGGCCUCAAGUUCCUGGGCCGGGAGCCGCUGGAGGUGACGCUGCUCCACGUGGACUGGACCUGCCCCUGCCCCAACGUGACGGUGGGCGAGACGCCGCUCAUCAUCAUGGGGGAGGUGGAGGGCGGCAUGGCCAUGCUGAGGCCCGACAGCUUUGUGGGAGCGUCCAGCGGCCGGCGGGUUCGGAAGCUGCGCGAGGUCCUGCACAGGAAGACCUGCGAGGUCCUCAAGGAGUUCCCGGGCUCACACUGAGCCCCUCCCCCGUCCCCGGUCCA
Molecule: messenger RNA, 2303 nt
Organism: Myotis myotis
Lineage: Eukaryota; Metazoa; Chordata; Mammalia; Chiroptera; Vespertilionidae
Gene: WFIKKN2
Product: WAP, follistatin/kazal, immunoglobulin, kunitz and netrin domain containing 2
Exons: 2
Coding region: 73-2280 (735 amino acids)
Biological process (GO): negative regulation of transforming growth factor beta receptor signaling pathway
Cellular component (GO): extracellular region
Molecular function (GO): serine-type endopeptidase inhibitor activity; receptor antagonist activity; transforming growth factor beta binding
Source: RefSeq, a predicted model, not a curated record